Molecule: messenger RNA, 369 nt
Organism: Strongylus vulgaris
Lineage: Eukaryota; Metazoa; Nematoda; Chromadorea; Rhabditida; Strongylidae
Source: the annotation of a GenBank genome assembly
AUGAAAUUUGAUACAACAUUUGGAAGAGUCUUCAAUGUUUUCAACAUAGCUGCCAGCUAUUCAAUCGUUUCAAGUUAUAUGCUUAAUGAUAAGAUGAGCACUAAUCCUACUGACGACCACAAAUUUGUUUCUCCCAUCGCUAGGCCUACCACUCCUCCAAAAAUGAAUGAGUCCUCGGAGAACCAUACAGCAGAAGCAAAAGCUGUCGCCGCUGCGAAAAAAGAGACACCAAUCGCUGUACGCACUCGUCGUCAUUUUCAACAAGAACUGCAUAUGAGCUCACCUUCUGAUGCGCAAUUAUCUCCAUGUACCACGAAAUUGUUUGGGAAAGGAGGAAAAAAGGUGGGUUUGGGAAUUCACUUGCAUUGA